UGUGGUGACAAAAGUUCUGUUGGGUUCUGAUCAGAAUCUCUCAGAAGACACCUUCAGACUCCAAGGCGGAGCUGGGUGUUAUCAGCGGGAUGUUCCAGUCCUUUCCAGCCACCUGUAAGGACUCAUUGUGACGCUGAGGCAAAGGAUGUCGGGUGACUUUUUGAAUCAUAGAACACACAGUGCGGACAUUCAAUGAAAACCAGACAACACAUUGUGAGCAUUAAGAAUGCCAAGGCCAGGCAGCGGAGGACCACAGAUGUCAGCCCACACCAUCAUGAACAAAGCCGACUUUUCAGAAGAUACGACUUAUAAACAACAGGAGGACCUGCCUUAUGAUGGGGACUUCUCCCAGAUGAAGAUGUGCACUUCUUACAACUUUACCUUAACAAAUGGCACCUUUCCUGUCCCAGUGGAAGUUGUUCUGGCAGGAGAAGACCCUCAGGACGUGGCUGUUCACUGUGAGGUGCGCCUGAACACAGCUCUGCCCGAGACUUGGGAUAAGAUGAUUGAACAUGUCAGCAACAGGCACGAGAAAGAUAAGCAAUGUGCCUUGGCUUCUCCUGUUCCAGCUGAUAAAGCAGAUACCUCAAAGUCCCGAGUCUCAGAUGUUUCAGUCCAUCAUCUCUCUGGAGAGCAAUUCUUCAGGGGUCAAGACACUGGCUAUGAAACUCUCCUGGAGACCUCGAAUGCCGAAAGUCUUGAUGACUCAAAUAUUCUUACAAAUAUCACUUCAUGUUAUGCAAAAAAUUAUCGCCCCAAAGAACAAACCCCAGAAUUCCCUGGCCAGCCCAUUCCCCAAGAUGGUUCAGCAAAUAGCAGCAAGGCCUGCUGCUGCCCUGGCAUGGAAGGAGAAAACACCUCUCCCUUGGAAAAAGCAGUGACUGCUGGGAAGCGCCACCAUCAGGAAGAGCCAAGCUUUCUAACCAGAACUAAAGGACCAGAUGAAAAAUAUAAAAGCUGCCUGAGGCAGACACUUCAGAGACAGCUUCCUGACAAAGCAAGUUCUGGCGACUGGUUCAGAUACGGCCAGGCUCAAGUGCACUACCAGUUUCCAGAUUUUUCUAAGGUUGCUCCCAAAGUGAAAAUCUCUAGGAAUACUGUAACUAGUAAACCACUCACAAUAGCCAACCAAGUCAGCCAUUCUAGGUUGAGAAAUAAAUCAACAGUUGUGCAAGAUAAUUUAGGAAUCAUGUCUGGGUCUGGGUCACAUCGGAUUGAAAAACAGCCAAAGCAAGAAUGGGAAGCUAUUGAACCUUUGAAACCAAUCCAGGUGCAGCCUGCCGAGCAAGCCUGCCAAGACCCUCUCACAGGACUUGAACCUGAGAAAUGUCACUUGAAUUUGACACCAACACCUCAAAAAGAUACUUUCUCAAAUCCUUACAUAUUUCAAAAGAUCUCCCAAGGAAAACAGAUGUGCCAGAAACUGAAAGAACAGACUGACCAACUGAAGAAUAAGGUACAAGAAUUUUCCAAGAGAAUAAAACAGGACUCUCUUUGCCGUUUGCAAGACAUAAGGCCGAUGACUAAGGAGCAUGCUGGCUGUCUUCCAGGGUCCUGGGACUCACAAGGAAGUGAGGUGACAGGGCUGCCAAGGGGAGGGCCACAGGAGGCCACCUCCAAGGAGCUCAGUGAGCUAGCCCCGAAGAUGAAACAGAAAAUGGAGAAAAGGGGCCACAGACCGAACAACUGUGGGAAGUUUUCCAGUAGCAUCCAUGAAAAAACACCGCCCCAAGACUUGCCUCUCGGUUCUGAUCCAGGGCCCAGCUUCUGUCCUGAUCCUGGCACUGGGCUACAGAGUAACAAAUGUGAGGCCUACGGAAGCAAGACUCGGAACUCCCAGACAGUCUGUGAGGCAGACCCACCGAAAGAAUUUUAUUAUAGAUAUGAUACUCCAGGACAAGAUGACUUAAAUCACAGUGGAGGAUAUACCUUUGUCCAGUCUCACUUCUUACAUGAAAAUAAAAUCUCUGCAUCUUCUUGUUCAAAAGCAAAAUGGAUCUGCUAUUGGGGAGUGAAUUCAGACCCUGGUCAAGAUGAGCGUGAUCCUGCGGCAGGAAAACAUCUGAAGACUUACCUGACCUCGACCUCAGACCUUACAACAACGUCACCCCACCUCCACUUCCUCGGGAUUCCUAGAAUCCAGUCCUUAUGUUCCAGUAGCAUGGAAGAAAUGGAUUCUAAGAUUUUAAACUCGCCUUUGGAUCAAGCCUUAAGGACAACCACCAAACUGAAGAAAGCCACCGACCAAAUGAUUAAAUCCAUUGCAGAAGACCUCACCAAAGCACAGCGAUGGAGACACCAGCUAAGACACUACUAACUCAAUCCGGGGCAGCCAAGGGUUAAAAUGUUUGGUCUUCUCCAAAAUAUUUUACUUAUGAGAUAAUGUAGGAAGAUGGUUUUCUAGAGAAAACACUAAAACUUUAAGAAAUGAAUUACACGAAGUACUUAAAUGAAAAAAAAAAAAAGCAAAAUAAUCUGUGUUUAUGUGUAAAUAAAUCUAUCUUCUUCCUAAUUCAUAAUAAAAUAAAAACAAUAAAAUGAA
This is a messenger RNA of Mastomys coucha (southern multimammate mouse), 2542 nucleotides long. RefSeq names its product AKNA domain containing 1 (gene Aknad1). The record is from RefSeq and is a predicted model, not a curated record. NCBI's taxonomy places the organism in Eukaryota, Metazoa, Chordata, Mammalia, Rodentia, Muridae. Bases 227 to 2317 code for a protein of 696 amino acids. The transcript has 12 exons.